AUGCCUAUGUUCAGAUCACCACUUACAGGAAGAUGGGCCUUAUUCUUUCCGCCUAUUUUUCAUUUCUUGGCUUACUGUGGUCUCGGAAUCUUUGCAGCCAUGAUUCAGCUUAAUUUGGCCACAACUUGGUCACGAUCUUCUCUCGAUAGCUUAUAUG
This is a messenger RNA of Dentiscutata heterogama, 157 nucleotides long. The record is from the annotation of a GenBank genome assembly. NCBI's taxonomy places the organism in Eukaryota, Fungi, Glomeromycota, Glomeromycetes, Diversisporales, Gigasporaceae.